AUGGCAACGGGAGGCGCAGGCACUCCGAGCCCUCCACGACCCUUCGCCCCAAAAUCACAAACACCUCGUGGUGGUGCACCUGCGCCAGCACCGUUGAAUACCACGGCCACCACCGCUGCCUCUCCUCCGUCUAAGCGAGAACUAGCAUCAUGGUGGAAAAAGUUCAGGAAGACCACCGAAAAGGCGGGUGAGAAGGUCGAAGCUCCUACUGGUAUUUUCGGCGUUCCUCUGGCCGACAGCAUCAGAUAUGCAAAUGUCGCCAUCUCCCUGCAGAACGAAUACGGCGAGAGUUUCAUCUACGGCUACGUUCCGAUCGUGGUUGCGAAAUGCGGAGUGUUUCUCAAAGAGAAAGCCACUGAUGUCGAGGGCAUCUUCCGGCUGAGCGGGUCCGCGAAACGAAUCAAGGACUUGCAGACCAUUUUCAACUCGCCUGACAGGUACGGAAAGGGGCUAGAUUGGACUGGCUAUACUGUCCACGACGCGGCCAACAUCCUCCGCCGCUACCUCAACCAGCUCCCGGAGCCCAUUGUUCCCCUCGAUUUCUACGAAAGAUUCCGCGAGCCACUUCGCCAGGUUCAGGUCCCGACAGGGCCGGAUGGAGAAAUGCAGUCUCGAGACAUGAGUGUCAGCGAGCACAGCGCCGCCGUCUCCGCGUAUCAGAAACUCAUCACGGAGCUGCCGCCUUUGAAUCGCCAAUUGCUCCUCUAUAUCCUCGAUUUACUGGCCGUCUUUGCGUCCAAGUCGGACCUCAACCGCAUGACUGCUGGCAACCUCGCUGCCAUCUUCCAGCCGGGCAUAAUCUCUCAUCCUUCACACGAUAUGUCGCCGGCUGAAUAUCGACUCAGUCAAGAGGUCUUGAUCUUCUUGAUCGAGAAUCAGGAUAAUUUCCUCAUUGGAAUGUCCGGCACCGCCGUUGAUGAGAAGACUCAGAAGGAUGUUGAGAGCGGCGCACCGUCCAUACGGUCUCCCAAGGCGGUGGUACGGUCUGCAUCCAAUGCCAGUGCUGGUGCUGACAGUCUGCGCAAAUAUGGGGUCCGACGCAAUGUUUCCGUCUCGUCACGCGGUUCCAGAGAACGCGGGAGCCCUGGGGUUUCGAGCCCCGGUACUCCAUCUGGGGUAACUUCGUUCGCGGGAGGUGCUGGAAUUGCACGGAGCAAUACCGUGCCAUCGAAGCGAUCUCCAGCGAUUACCGGGAAUCGCUUUCAGAGAACUAAUGACAACACAGACUCGACAGUCCAAGCCGUGGGACCGCAAGCCGCGCCUGUUGCAGGUUCAGCCUUGAACCAGGAGACGACGGAGUCGAGGCCAUCCAGAUCUGGGUCAAUCCAACCAGAUGAUGCUGACGGCAGAGGAACGUUGGUUCCUGCACAAGCCGCCCAGGCACCCGGUCAAUCUCCGCACCAACUGACCCAACCUCCACCAGCAGCACAGGGCGGAACAACUCAAAACUCGACCGGCCAGGCACCGGUAACGGCUGCUGCUGCGGCGGCGGCGGCGGCUCCAUCACCCAUCACGACUCGAGAACGAAAGAUAUCUAAUCUUUUCCCCAAGUCCCCGAUAUUUGGUCCAUCCGAUCCUAAUGGGAGGCAACCAAGGAAGUUGCAAAAGAAACCAAAGCUGCCUGGAAGUACCAACGACAGUGCUCAGAGCUCGCUGAACUCGCUCCAUGGCGAUGACGGGGCCACCUUCCAGACGCCUCUGGUAUCACCUGAUAUCAAUAGCGUCGGGCGACACGAUCCACUGGCUGCACCUCAAGGUCCCGUUCUGACCAACACUGCAGCAACACCUGUCAAUGAAACACCCAAUUCGAAGCCGUUCUCGACGCCGCCGACUGGGAACAACGUGCAGAACCAUGCACCCGGGCUCAAACCUCGUACGUCUCCGCCGGGGUCGACGCACUCCCGCUCUUCUUUUACCGACCCCUCGGAUGCCGAUGUCGUGGACGAUGCGCUGCAGCAACCUGAGAAGGAAAAGCGCCGUCAUCGAUGGAGGUUCUCUUCUUCGGCAAAGAAAGGGGAGCAGUCGCCGCUUGCACCACCACCGCCCGUCGGCCAGAACGCCGGGGCAAGAGGGAGCAACAGUUCAAUCGGGAGUUCCAAUCGACCUCGGAAGAGCUUUACCGGGGACUCCCAAGCGACGCAAUCUUCGUAUAUCGAUCCAAUCGGUGGAAGUGGACAGCAGCCCCUUGUUGGCCAAUCCAGUCAGGAAUCCAACGAUGUGCAAAAGGAUGCGAAUGCGGAGACAGAGAAGAAGGGCUUGUUCGGGAAAUGGAAAGCCAAGAUCUCACAGAACCGAGACGAAAGGCUGGCCGAGAAAGAGCGGGCAAAGAGUCCUCCUCGGAACGAGCAAGGCUCUUCUCGGAGUAGUCUGACAGCAUUCGCCCAGGAGCAUUUGGCGCAGCGAGGAAGAUCAUUUGACAGACCACGUGACGAAGUUCUGUCGAGCGUGACCGAAAGACCGAGCGCGGAAGGGCAAGCUCAAGGGAGGAAAGUAUCAAUGGAUCCAGGACGGGGAUAA
Messenger RNA from Fonsecaea erecta, 2517 nucleotides. RefSeq lists its product as hypothetical. NCBI's taxonomy places the organism in Eukaryota, Fungi, Ascomycota, Eurotiomycetes, Chaetothyriales, Herpotrichiellaceae. Gene Ontology annotation, biological process: regulation of fungal-type cell wall organization; activation of GTPase activity; signal transduction. The transcript has 3 exons. Gene Ontology annotation, cellular component: cell cortex. Gene Ontology annotation, molecular function: GTPase activator activity. The record is from RefSeq and is a predicted model, not a curated record. Bases 1 to 2517 code for a protein of 838 amino acids.